Mucor mucedo is the source of this 1422-nucleotide messenger RNA. Its product is annotated as peptidase family C50-domain-containing protein. Gene Ontology annotation, biological process: meiotic chromosome separation; proteolysis. Bases 1 to 1422 code for a protein of 473 amino acids. Gene Ontology annotation, cellular component: cytoplasm; centrosome; mitotic spindle. Gene Ontology annotation, molecular function: cysteine-type endopeptidase activity. The transcript is spliced from 3 exons. NCBI's taxonomy places the organism in Eukaryota, Fungi, Mucoromycota, Mucoromycetes, Mucorales, Mucoraceae. The record is from RefSeq and is a predicted model, not a curated record.
AUGCAAAACUGUCUCAAAUUAAAAACAAAAAGAUCCCAGCCACCAAAUGAUAAGAACUGGCCCUCAGAUAGUAAUCGAGCUCCCACCUUUUUUGAAUUUGAGCUGGGAUGGCUGGAAGCACAUUUAAAUACACUCACGACAAUGUAUACGGAUGAGAAAGAUUUGGAAAUCACAGACUUUCAAGACAAAUACAUCAACAUCAUACCUAACAAUUGGACCGUCUGUUCUUUAACAUAUGACCCGAUCAAUCAAGACUUGUAUGCAGUACGUAUGAGAACAGGUGAGACGCCAUAUGUUGUCAAGAUUCCAUUGAACCGUUGUAAGCAUCGAUCCAAAUUUCAUAGUGUCAUCAAGUACGACGAGGCGCUAUCUGAAUUUCAAGAUAUUAUUGCCGGAAGCGAUGAAACCAUCCAAAACAGCUCUAGCUGUAACGACCCUACUGAAGUAGAAGAUUGGUGGAAUGCGAGACGUGAUUUAGAUGAUAGAAUGAGGAAUUUAUUAAAUUCAAUUGAAAACCAAUGGUUUAGUGGAUUUAAGGGUAUCUUGGGUGGACGUACUUUUGAAUGCGUGAGUGAGUUACAAAAUCUCCAGAAAACCUUGAGCGAAUUUGCGUACAAAAUGAUGUAUUCAGCCUCAAACAAGUUGAAGCAAGUAGAGUUGGAUAUAAACUUUUGUCGUAUGAUCGUUCGUUUAGGCCCUAAACCCAAUCCAAGGGAUUUAGAAGAUUUGGCUUAUUUUGUCUUGUCACGUUAUGAAGCUCAAGAUGCUGAAUUGGAUCACUCAAAACUGGAUAUGAAGAAGAUGGCGGAUCAAAUGAAACUGUUGAACAUACGUUAUUAUGACGCUUCUCGUAGAGCCGGGAUUGAUCCUAACAAGAUCGUACCAAAUGAUCAUGUCAUUCUUAUCUUGGAUAAACACUUACAAAUGUUCCCUGUUGAAAGUACACCAAUCCUUUUCAAACAAUCUGUUUCUCGAUUACCGUGUCUUUCUUUUUUGAGAGACCGUAUUCUUUAUGCUCGAGCACAUGCUACCAGAACUUCCGGUACAACUAACAAAAACAAAACAGAAUGGAAAGAUCUCUCUGUCUCAAAAAAGAGUGCAUUUUACGUGUUAAAUCCCAGUGGAGAUCUAAAAGAUACACAAAAGGUGUUUGAGCCUAUCUUUAACAAUAUACCAGAAUGGAGCGGUGUGACAGAAGCAAUGCCUAUGGAACUGCAAUGCAGAGAUGCCUUACAAAAUCGUGAUAUAUACAUGUACUUCGGCCAUAGUGCAGGUCAAUCAUUUAUGCGCGGAACAUCUGUAAGACAGCUACCCAAAUGUGCUGUGUCUCUGUUAAUGGGAUGUAGUAGUGGUGUCUUGGAAUCUAACGGUGAAUUUGACCCUCAUGGUUAUGUAUUGAAUUAUCUAUUGGCAGGAAGGUAA